Messenger RNA from Scomber scombrus (Atlantic mackerel), 1137 nucleotides. Its product is annotated as butyrophilin-like protein 10. Lineage: Eukaryota; Metazoa; Chordata; Actinopteri; Scombriformes; Scombridae. The transcript is spliced from 4 exons. The record is from RefSeq and is a predicted model, not a curated record. The coding region runs from base 1 to 1137 and encodes 378 amino acids.
AUGGUUUGCCUCAAAGAUGGACCCAUCCUUAAGUCUCAGCUCAGUCACACUGUGAUCCUCCUUCUACUGACAAACUCUUUUAGAGGUCAGUCUCAGGAGGUUGGACCAUCUCAUCAGAUUGUAGCAUUUCUGGGUGAUAACAUUAUUUUGCCAUGCCAUCCUCAACCUGCCGUGGACUCUGUUUCCAAGAGUCUGGAAUGGGGAAGACUUGACCUGCAACCCAGAUUUGUCCAUGUCAGGUCUGAAGAUCAAGACCUUUUGUCUAACCAAAACCCAUCCUACAAAGGAAGAACGUCAAUGCCCAUCGAGAAAUUGAAGCAUGGAGACCUUUCACUCACACUUUCUGAUGUGAAAGUCUCUGAUAAUGGAACAUAUCGAUGCUACAUUCCCUCAGAGGGCACAAAAUCUACUGUUCAGCUUGUUGUUGGUUCUGUCUCCUCACCUGUCAUAGUAGAGAUAAACUUAAACACCAGCGCAGUGGUUUUACAGUGUGAGUCUAAAGGCUGGUAUCCACAGCCUGAGGUGUUCUGGUUGGACGGUGAGGGAAACCUCCUCUCUGCUGGACCUACAGAGACAGUCAGAGGUGCUGAUGAUCUCUAUACUGUCAGCAGCAGAGUGACUGUGGAGAAGAGACACAGCAACAUAAUCACCUGUAGAGUCCAACAGAACAACAUCAACCAGACCAGAGAGACACACAUUGACAUUUCAGAGGACAAGAAAGAGGAGGAAACGGCCAAACUUGAUGAAAAGUUCCAGAAGAACGAAGAAGAGCAGACAGACUUGGAGGAGAUUGUUAAUACAGUGAAUGAACAGAGGAAAGAACUGGAGAAGCAGAGAGAUCAAUUCAAACUCGAUCAGGAUGAGACAGAUAAAAAAUAUGAUGAAAUUGAGAAGAAGCUUCAGUCAGUGGAGAAAGUAACAGAAAGUGACAGAGUGCACAGAUUCUUUGACCUGAAAGAAAUCAUAUUGGACGCCAAAAAGAGUCUGCGUCAGAGAAAUGUUGAUAGUGGGAAACUGGUAGAGAGCACGACUGUUCUGAUGAAAACAACUGGGGAAAUGAUUAAUAAAAUGGAAGACAGGAAGAAGGUAGUAGAGAACUACAUAGAGAAAAUCAGAAAGCAGCAGCAGGAGAUAUAG